Messenger RNA from Hibiscus syriacus, 1777 nucleotides. RefSeq names its product patellin-3-like. NCBI's taxonomy places the organism in Eukaryota, Viridiplantae, Streptophyta, Magnoliopsida, Malvales, Malvaceae. The record is from RefSeq and is a predicted model, not a curated record. Gene Ontology annotation, molecular function: lipid binding. The coding region runs from base 160 to 1758 and encodes 532 amino acids. The transcript has 4 exons.
GUAAAAUGGAGGGUAGUGGGUCCCUUAAAACGAGCUUCUUCUUCUCCCCUCUUUAAAAACUGCUUCCCCUCUCUCUUCAUCUUCAACCAACACUUUCACUCUCUCUCUCCUUUCCAUUUCCAUUUUGAUUCUUUUUUUGGGUAUAUUAUCUAUUAAACAAUGGCUGACGAAGUUCAGAUGAAUGCUCAUGCAGACCAGGUGACGGUGGUGGAUGUUGCCGACGUGCCACAAGCUGAGAAAUCUCCGGUGGUUGCAGCGAAAGAGCCACCGUCGGCACCUGAAAGCGACGAAGAACAGGCUUUAGAGACAAAGGCGUCGGAUACGGCAACAAAUGGUGAUGGACAUGGUGAUGAAAAAGUCCCUCAGUCCGGUUCUUACAAGGAAGAAAGCACUAGGGUUGCUGACCUUGUCGACACUCAAAAGAAAGCUGUCGAACAACUUAAAGCGCUUGUCCGAGAAGCCCUCGACAAGCAUGAGUUUUCUGGGUCUGUAAUGCCACAGCAACAACAAGAGCAAAAGGAUGAAUCUGUCAAAGAAGAAGAAACGAAGGACCAAUCGCCGAAGGAAGAAAACAUCUGUCAGGUUGAUGCCUCACCGGAAGAUGACGGUGCUAAGACCGUCGAAGCCAUCGGAGACACCGUCGUUUCCGUCUCUUCUUCAGUCCAAUCACCGGAAGCAGCUAAAGAACCGGUAGAAGCAAGCGCCGAUCCGGUUCCGGAAGAACCUAACAAAAUUGUCCCACAGGAGGUAUCCAUAUGGGGCGUACCACUUCUCGCAGACGAAAGAAGCGAUGUCAUCCUCUUAAAAUUCCUAAGAGCCAGAGAUUUCAAGGUGAAGGAUGCCUUCAUCAUGCUCCAAAACACCAUUCGUUGGCAAAAAGAGUUCGGCAUCGACCAACUCGUGGAACAAGAUUUGGGUGAUGAACUACACAAAGUGGUGUUCAUGCACGGUUUCAACAAACAAGGACAUCCGGUGUGUUACAAUGUGUUCGGGGAAUUCCAAAACAAGGAGCUUUACCGGAAAGCAUUCUCCGAUGAAGACAAGAGGCAAAAUUUCUUGAGAUGGAGAAUCCAAUUCCUGGAAAAGAGUAUCAGGAAACUGGAUUUCAGCCCCGGUGGAAUAUGUACCAUUGUUCAAAUCAAUGACCUCAAGAAUUCACCGGGACUUACCAAAUGGGAGCUUAGACAAGCAACUAAACAAGCCCUUCAAUUGCUGCAGGACAACUACCCAGAAUUUGUUGCCAGACAAGUGUUUAUUAAUGUACCAUGGUGGUACCUUGCGGUCAAUAAGAUGAUAAGUCCAUUUUUGACACAAAGAACCAGAAGCAAGUUUGUAUUUGCUGGCUCUUCUAAAUCUGCAGAUACCAUUUUCAGAUACAUUGCUGCCGAGCAAGUGCCAGUCAGAUACGGAGGACUGAGCAAAGACGGUGAAUUUGCCACCACCGACGCCGUCGUCGAGGAAACUGUUAAACCAGCGGCGAAGCACACAGUUGAGUUCCCAGUUACUGAGGCGUGUUUUGUGACGUGGGAAGUGAGAGUUGUUGGAUGGGAUGUGAGCUACGGCGCGGAGUUCGUGCCCGGCGGUGAAGACAGCUACACCAUAAUAAUACAGAAGAGCAAGAAGGUGGUUGGUGAUUCGGUGGUGUGCGACAAUUUCAAGGCCGGUGAACCUGGCAAGGUUGUUCUCACCAUCCACAAUCCCACCUCGAAGAAGAAGAAGCUCCUCUAUCGAUUCAAGAUUAUGCCUACAUCUGAUUAGAAAUUUUCCAAAUUUGAAC